UAACAUAUAUAAGAGGCCGAGAAAAGAACCCGUAAUCAGAAUAAACAAUGGUGGGGAAGUGGUCAGUCCUUGCCUCAUACCUUUUGGCCGCAGGAACUAUUAACUGCUUGCCGUCUCAUUUUACCGGAGCAAGAAAUGUUCCGACACCGAGCGAGGUCUUCCCACAGCACGCGCAGCUAGACGUGAAUGGAAGCUUCCACCUGUACUGGAAAACCAACUCUACUCACAUUACAUUUGAGGCGCACGCGAGAACACGGGGAUAUGUGGGUUUUGGACUGUCUCCUAAUGGAGACAUGUACCCAGCUGACAUCGUCACUGGCUGGGUAAAGCAUGGACACGUCCAUUUACAGGACCGCCACUCCACCGGACACUUUGAGCCGACAGUGGACUCGUCUCAGGACUGGAUCCUUCUCCACGGGGAGGAGAACGAUUUCGGCACCGUCAUCAAAACGAUCCGGAAGUUAGACACGUGUGAUGACGAUGACGUCAAGAUAACGAACGACACCGUACGAGUUAUCUUUUCCUACAGUGAGAACGAGCCCCAUCACGAAAGAGGAAGUCUGGUGUAUCAUGGGACUCACAGAGGCGCCAAAAGUCUCAUGUUGUUGUCCGAACCCCGGAAAGUCCCCCUUCCAAGUGACGUCAUCACACGGGACCUUCUGAAUGGAAGAUUCCUCGUGCCGGACAAAGACACUACAUACAACUGUAAAGUAUUCGACCUUUUUAACCUCGGGAAGAAGCACCACCUGAUUAAAUUUGAGCCAGUGAUACAGAAAGAGAAUGUGGGCAUUGUUCAUCACAUACUGCUACAUAAAUGUUCCGGCAUUGACCGGAAGUACAUAGGAGUGGAGUUUGACUGUUAUUACUCCCACAAUCACCAGCUGAAAGCGUGUAGUAAUGUGAUAGUUUCCUGGGCAGUAGGAGGCGGGGAGUUUUACUACCCCCCUGAGGCCGGUUUGCCCCUGGGGGAGAGUGGAGACAGCGACCUGUUGGUGAUGGAGACGCAUUAUAACAACCCUAAUCGGAGAAACGACAUUGUGGAUGACUCUGGUUUACGGCUGACAUUGACCCCGACCCUCCGACAGCAUGACGCCGGAGUUCUGACUACCGGAGUAGGUGUAAAUGACCUCCAAAUUGUACCUCCAUUCGAAAACGAAUUCCUUUCUAGUGGAUUUUGUACAUCGGAAUGCCUAAAUAAGGGACUUGGCAAUAAUACGGGCGGAGUGAACAUAAUUGCUAUUCUUGAGCAUGGACAUUUGUUGGCCAGGAAGAUCCGGACCAGAAUCAUCCGGAACGGGACGGAGUUGGAUCCGCUGGCCGUGGACAAUAAUUACGACUUUAACUUCCAGGAAUUUAGAAACCCACCAAAUGCAAGAAAGAUAAUGUCGGGCGAUGCUCUAGUGGUCGAGUGUACCUACGAUUCCACUCAACGCUCGACGGUCACCUACGGAGGCUUCGCUACAUCAGACGAGAUGUGUCUUUCGUUCAUCAUAUACUACCCUAAGAUGGGUCUGGAUUUGUGUGAGAGUGUUCCAAUGUACAACAACGUUCCCAGGGCGCAGUCAAACGGCCAUGCGGUGGCUUCACAGUUCAAUUUUACAUUGGAGUCAGAUAGAAACAAAUUUAAAAUGCUAACCUCAACCACAAAGCACUGGGCGGGCUGUAACGGGGCUUCAUUAACUCCACAGUACACGCAUCAAGAGCUUCCCAUGUUGAUACCUCAAACUCCCUAUGUAGAACCGCCAUCCAUGUGCCCAUCGGUGACGCCAUCAAUGACGUCAUCACAUCCAAAAACGGCAGUGUGUGGGGCUCCAUUGCCAACAGAACAAUUUGAUUUUCAAGAGAGCCUAGCUGCGGAUGGCAAAUAUGUUCUCUUUUGGAACGUUAAUAAAACACACAUUAUCUUUGAAGUCCACGUUGAGACAAAAGGCUAUAUCGGAUUUGGAAUGUCUCCAAACGGGAAAAUGUACCCCGCUGACGUCGUUGUUGGAUGGGUCAAAGACGGUGUUCCACAUUUUCAGGAUAGACACACGGUUGGUCACUCUCAGCCAAUCGUAGACGCCUCCCAGGACUGGCAUCUCCUCUAUGCCAGGGAGGAUCACUGCAGAACAGUGCUGAAAAUGGUCAGGAAACUGGACACGUGUGACGACGAGGACUUCAAAAUCACGGACGACACCGUAAAGAUCAUUUACUCCUACCACCCCCACGACCCCAGCAGUGAGGACAGCAUCCCGUAUCACGGGACACACCGGGGGAUCCGGAGUCUGCUACUGUUGUCUAAACUCUCCCCACCGCCCCUGGAAAGCGACGCUAUAACCAUCGACUGGAGAAAUGAAAACUAUCACGUUCCUUCCAAUGACACAACAUACAGCUGUCGAAUCUUUGACUUCUCUUCUCUCCAAAAGAAACACCACCUAAUUAAGUUCGAGGUACAAGUUCAGAAAGGCCAUGAGGUUUUAGUACAUCACCUGGUGGUGUACAAAUGCCCCGGAAUCAACAGGAACCUGGUCAACUCCCCCAACUACAUUUGUCACGAAGAUUCAGACAAAACCAAGCAUCCGUGUGGCAAAAUAGUGGCGAUAUGGGCGGUAGGGGGAGAGGCGUUCUACUUCCCCACGGAGGCAGGACUUCCGGUGGCUGAGCCUGGCGACACUGAACUCUACAUCAUGGAGACCCAUUAUAACAACCCAGAGCUCAAGAGUGGUAUGGUGGAUAACUCUGGCAUUCGAUUUACGGUGACGCCCACUUUACGACAACAUGAUGCGGGGAUCCUUGAAUUUACAGCCCCUGUGGAUACAAACCUGGUCAUUCCGCCUCAUCAGUCUAACUUUGUAUCCAGUGUUUAUUGCAAUGAGUCCACCGUCACUGAGUAUCUCCAAGAGUACCCUAAUGGCGUCAAUGUUUUCGGUGUACAGCAGCACGCUCAUCUUCUCGGUAAGGCAAUUAAAACAAGAGUCAUCCAUAAGGGAGUGGAACAAAAACCCCUAGCAGACGAUAAAUACUACGAUUUCAACUAUCAGGACUUUCGCCGAGCAAACAGAACUUUGAGGGCCGGAGACAGUUUGAUAUUAGAGUGUACAUAUGAUUCAACAGGCCGAACUAAUGUCACAUACGGCGGAUAUUCUACUCAGGAGGAGAUGUGUAUUGUGUUUAUUUUCCACUACCCCCGGACGCGGCUGUAUAACUGUCAGAGUAAGCCCCUGUAUAAAAGGUUUCACACAGGGCCCGUGGUCGGAUGGUGGAGCUAUCUGGCCCCCCUGACCAGCACGUUUGACGCCAUGGACUGGACAAACGCCAGCGUGAUCCGGGAGUUUAAAGACAGCCUGGAGAACGACCAGUAUUUCUACGUCUACGGCCAUGACAAUAACCAGUAUAACUAUACGAUGAUGGAUCCUAAGUCUAUGUACCCAAAUGUUCCGUACACUGAGCCCCCCAACACUCAAUGCGGAGUCUGAAUUCAACAGAAAGUCUGAGAGAUAUAGAGAGAGAAAAGUACAUAGAGCUAUCACGGCUUAUUCAUUUUCCCGAUUUUUUACAGAUGCAUAGGUUUGAAUCAUAUCGAUGUAGAUUUAAUAUUGAAUUGAAAUAAUGAUGGAAUAAAUAAUGUUUGAAACAAAA
Messenger RNA from Magallana angulata, 3618 nucleotides. RefSeq lists its product as uncharacterized. The record is from RefSeq and is a predicted model, not a curated record. Gene Ontology annotation, biological process: norepinephrine biosynthetic process; dopamine catabolic process; octopamine biosynthetic process. The transcript has 21 exons. Lineage: Eukaryota; Metazoa; Mollusca; Bivalvia; Ostreida; Ostreidae. Bases 48 to 3455 code for a protein of 1135 amino acids. Gene Ontology annotation, cellular component: secretory granule membrane. Gene Ontology annotation, molecular function: dopamine beta-monooxygenase activity; copper ion binding.